Molecule: messenger RNA, 1792 nt
Organism: Propithecus coquereli (Coquerel's sifaka)
Lineage: Eukaryota; Metazoa; Chordata; Mammalia; Primates; Indriidae
Gene: IFT74
Product: intraflagellar transport 74
Exons: 17
Coding region: 173-1726 (517 amino acids)
Biological process (GO): cilium assembly; intraciliary transport involved in cilium assembly
Cellular component (GO): centrosome; cilium; intraciliary transport particle B
Molecular function (GO): beta-tubulin binding
Source: RefSeq, a predicted model, not a curated record
GCGGCCGCUUGUGGCUAGGCCGGAGGCCGAGAAGAGCUGUUCGUGGGCAAACCUGGAGCUUCGAGUGGGCUAACCCGUGCACUCAGCCUGAGAAAAAGGUUCGAGCGCCCCCGAGCCGAGCCUUGCAACCGCCCUUCUGUUGCGCCGGCGGAGGAGUUAAAGUGAACAGACAAUGGCCAGUAAUAACAAAUCUUCAGUAGCUCGCCCUGUUUCACGAGGUGGAAUUGGAUUGACAGGAAGGCCUCAUUCUGGAAUACGACCCCCAUCAGGAAAUAUUCGAGUGGCAACUGGUUUGGUAGAUAAACUUAAUACCAAUACUGAAAUGGAAGAAGUAAUGAAUGAUUACAACAUGACUGAAAUUAAUAAACUUCAGAAAGAAAUAGAAAUGUACAAUCAAGAGAAUUCAGUGUAUUUGUCGUAUGAAAAGAGGGCUGAAACUUUAGCUGUUGAAAUCAAAGAGCUUCAAGGACAACUAGCAGAUUACAACAUGAAAGCCAAAGAAGAAAUUGUUCAGAAGGUUUACCCAGAGAGAGAUUUAGCAUUCUCUGCUAAGAUCACUCAGGAUAACCCUGAACUUAUUUCAUUUGAAUUUAUAGUUGACAUUGUUCCUGUUUCCAAUGCAUUCUCUAGAAUGAAAGAAAAACAAAUUAGAAGUGUAGAAGAAGAAAUUGAACAGGAAAAACAAGCAGCAGAUGGCAUUAUAAAAAAUAUGUCUCCUGAAAAACAAGUCAAAUAUAUAGAGAUGAAAACCACAAAUGAGAAAUUGCUGCAGGAAUUAGAUACACUUCAGCAACAACUAGAUUCACUGAACAUGAAAAAAGAGAGCCUAGAAACUGAAAUAGCACACUCCCAGGUAAAACAGGAAGCUGUAUUGCUGCAUGAAAAACUUUAUGAGUUAGAAUCCCAUCGACAGCAAAUGAUUGCAGAAGACAAAAGCAUGGGAUCUCCAAUGGAAGAGAGAGAGAAAUUACUUAAGCAGGUUAAAGAAGAUAAUCAGGAAAUAGCCAGCAUGGAGAGACAGCUAACAGAUAUAAAAGAAAAGAUAAAUCAGUUUAAUGAUGAAAUUAGACAACUUGACAUGGAUUUAGAGGAACACCAAGCUUUUAUUGAGACUUUUGAGGAAACUAAGAAUCAGGAACUGGAACGGAAGGCACAGAUAGAAGCCAGUAUUGUUUCACUUUUGGAGCACUGUAGUCGUGUAAGUGAAAUGAAUCAGAAAUACAAGGAGCUAAAAAAAAGGGAGGAAAAUAUGGACAAAAGUCAGCGUCUGCAGUUGGAUCUUCAGAAAAUGGAGCUUCUGGAAAGUAAGAUGACUGAGGAACAGCAUUCUCUAAAAAGCAAAAUUAAGCAAAUGACAGCUGAUCUGGAGACAUAUAAUGAUUUGCCAGCUUUAAAAUCAUCAGGUGAAGAAAAGAAAAAGAAAUUACAUCAGGAGAGAAUGGUAUUAUCAAUCCGCAGAAAUGCCUUUAAGAAAAUAAUGGAGACGCUAAACAUACAAUAUGAGACACUAAAAACACAACUGCAAGAAAAUGAGACACACUCUCAGCUUACAAAUUUGGAGAGAAAGUGGCAACACCAUGAGCAAAAUAAUUUUGUGAUGAAAGAAUUCAUAGCUACCAAGAGUCAAGAGAGUGAUUACCAACCAAUUAUGAAAAAUGUGACCAAAAAGAUUGCAGAAUACAAUAAAACCAUUGUGGAUGCUCUACGUAGUACUAACAGAAACUGAGUCUGAGUUAACUAAAAGUCUCUAAAGAAGUAUCCUCUUGCUGCUAAACUUGGUACAAGCUGACUA